GUACCCUGCUUGUAUGCGACCAUUGCAGUAGAUGGUGGCCGCAGCUGCGCCAGCGAUGAACCAUAGAAAACCGCCCAUUGGUAGUAGUGUUGUGGUCGUCACUAGUCAAGAAGUUUCCAGAACUCGUCAGAACUCGGAUGCAAAUCGAACAGUCGAUCGAUGACGUACUCAGAGGCAAUUCCGGCCCGGGAUAGCCCGGGAUUCAUUCCCCCGCCUCCACAUCAUCCUCCAUCUAUCGUCUACACCCUCGCUCACACCAAUUCGUCGUCAAUCGCUUCCCAGAUUAAUGCAAUCGCAGAUCGUGUUGCUUCCGGUUCUCAGCACUCGAAAUUUUGGCCACCUCUCGCACCUUUACCUACAUUUUUCAUGGAUUCCUUUAUGCUUUAUUCAGAAAACGACGACUACAUUUCCGCCCCGCCCUGCCCCGCCACGACGAUGCUCUUGCCAUUUUACGACCAGCACACUCCUUCUGAGCACCUUUAUUUGCGUGCCUCCUCAGCGUAUUCGACCUUGGUGCAGCUCUACGCGAGAUUAGACCAAUUGGACACAGCAUACACACGAUUCCGACGUUUCGGAAACGUAUCUCCGAUGUGUAUUAGCGGAUGCGAUGCGCUUGAAACGGUCCAUCAUGUUUUCAUUUCAUGUCCUACAUAUCGUUCCUUCCGCCAACAGGCCGCUCAAACACUCAUCACCGAGACAUCUCGUAUCCUGGACUCUGCAGAAGUGCCCCUGCUGAUUUGCAGGGCAUUUCUUCAUAUUGUCCAACGUCUCUUUGAAGAUGGCUCAAUAUGGCCCCAAUCGGUGUCUCGCUUCUACCUCGGUCUAACGCCAUCCUUGCCAACACCCCCUGGACUAAAAGGAGAGAAAACAAACCAAUUUGGGCCGAAUACAAACGAAGAGUACGUCCAGCCUCAACCAAAAAGAAUGCCAACACCGUAGCCAUACAAUUACCGUCCUUUUUAUCACAUAUCUCAUCUUUUUGACCGUUUUCCUUAAUACGUGUAACCUUACUUACAACGAGUUACCGAGGUAGACUAGUUUACGCUUAUUUACCUGAGCUGUAUCAGCAGAGGUGGCCAAUCAAUGUAGUUUUUCUUGUUCGAAAUAAACUGGUGAUGGUAAUUAU
Desarmillaria tabescens is the source of this 1126-nucleotide messenger RNA. RefSeq lists its product as uncharacterized. The record is from RefSeq and is a predicted model, not a curated record. Bases 160 to 939 code for a protein of 259 amino acids. NCBI's taxonomy places the organism in Eukaryota, Fungi, Basidiomycota, Agaricomycetes, Agaricales, Physalacriaceae. The transcript has 3 exons.